Phycomyces blakesleeanus NRRL 1555(-) is the source of this 519-nucleotide messenger RNA. RefSeq lists its product as hypothetical. The transcript is spliced from 4 exons. Lineage: Eukaryota; Fungi; Mucoromycota; Mucoromycetes; Mucorales; Phycomycetaceae. The annotation marks the transcript as partial. Gene Ontology annotation, cellular component: 90S preribosome; nucleolus. Gene Ontology annotation, biological process: maturation of SSU-rRNA from tricistronic rRNA transcript (SSU-rRNA, 5.8S rRNA, LSU-rRNA). The record is from RefSeq and is a predicted model, not a curated record.
AAAAAAAGUCCUAUGGAAAUGUCAUCAAAAAGAGCUGUCGGUCGAUUUAGAGAGGUUGUUCCAAUUGCUGCAGAAAAACGAAGAGAUCCGCGUUUUGAUAAAAUGUCAGGACAAUUCAACCAGGAGUUGUUUGAAAAGUCGUAUGAUUUCUUGGAUGAUUAUAAACAAAACGAACAAGCGAUGCUCCGAGAUAGAAUUAAGAAGGAAAAGGAUCCAGAUACUCGUGCUGAACUAGAGAGUGCAUUAAUUAGAAUGGUAAGCACAUCUCGUGAAUACUCUGCGAAAGAGGCCAAGAGAAAGCAGUUGCUGGCACGUGAGCGAAAGAAGGUUGAGGCUGAAUUGGUUGAACAGGGUAAAACCCCUUUUUACCUCAAGCGCUCCGAAAAGAGAAAGCUGGACCUUGUCGACAGAUACAACAAAUUGGGCAAAAAGAAUAUGGACAAGAUUCUCGAGAAGCGACGCAAGAGAAAUGCUACCAAAGACCAUCGUCGCGUGCCAUUCAGCAGGCGAUCAGAAUAA